Messenger RNA from Brachypodium distachyon (stiff brome), 882 nucleotides. RefSeq names its product probable NADH dehydrogenase [ubiquinone] 1 alpha subcomplex subunit 5, mitochondrial. The transcript has 2 exons. Lineage: Eukaryota; Viridiplantae; Streptophyta; Magnoliopsida; Poales; Poaceae. Gene Ontology annotation, biological process: respiratory electron transport chain. The record is from RefSeq and is a predicted model, not a curated record. Bases 93 to 614 code for a protein of 173 amino acids.
UUCCCCAUCCGUUGUUCCCACACGCACCAGACCAGCUGCCUCACACACUCACGGUCGCACCCGCACCUGACCAGAGAGACGCCGGCGGCGGGAUGUUCCUGCGGCGGAUCCUGAGCGGCGGGGGAGGCCUGGCCGCCCUGCGCUCGGCGCGGGCGGUGAAGGAGACCACAGGGAUCGUGGGGCUCGACGUGGUGCCCCAGGCGCGGGACGUGCUCAUCGGGCUCUACACGCGCACGCUCAAGGAGAUCGAGGCCGUCCCCAAGGACGAGGGCUACCGCAAGGCCGUCGAGUCCUUCACCCGCCACCGCCUCCAGAUCUGCCAGGAGGAGGACGACUGGAAGCGCAUCGAGGACCGCGUCGGCUGCGGCCAGGUUGAGGAGCUCAUCGAGGAAGCCGAGGACGAGCUCAAGCUCAUCGCCAAGAUGAUCGAAUGGGAUCCAUGGGGUGUCCCUGAUGACUAUGAAUGCGAGGUGAUAGAAGAUGACACACCGAUUCCCAAACAUGUUCCACAGCACCGGCCUGUUGCACUUCCUGAGGAGUUCUUCAAGACAUUAGAUGCCGUCAAAUCAGACCCAGCUCUGCAGGGCGAUUCUCCUCCUCAAGUGAAGGCAUAGAAACAUGAACUCUUCAGCAUGCGUUAUUUGCACCUUUUGCAUUGCGUAGUCGAGGCUAGUUUCAUGUGUCCUUCGCCAGCAAUAUGCUUGUUGUGCCAAGCAGAAUAAAUUGUGUCUCUGAAUGCAGUGCUUCAGCGCAGUAAAAUUUGUCUAAAUACUUAACACUGUGAUCACUGUUUAUUUUUCUUAAUAUAAAUUGAUGUUGACGAAAGAUCCAAUGCACAAUUUCAUGUACUAUGUAAUCCUGCACUUUGCUUAGUGCCUUCAA